GUCCUCCUCUAACAGGCCAGCACUUCCUGCUUGUCGCUCAGACGUGACAGAGCGAGGAGCCUCAGUCGCAGCAGCUCUCGGUCUCAGACGGCUUCGGGAUGGGUAGGAUCGCCAAGGAGGUGGCGGGUCAGACCCUCUGCUUCAUCGGUUUUGUGGGCACGUGCCUCACCUGUGGCAUCCCCAUGUGGCGCGUGACCAACUACAUUGGCGCCAACAUCGUGACAGGCCAGAUCAUCUGGGACGGCCUGUGGAUGAACUGCGUGAUGCAGAGCACGGGCCAGAUGCAGUGCAAGCUACAGUCCUCCAUCAUGACCCUGACCCAGGACCUGCAAGCCGCCCGCGCACUCACUGUCAUCUCCAUACUGAUCAGCUUCAUCGGGGUGCUCUUGACGUUCAUCGGUGGCCGAUGCAGCAGCUGCCUGAAGAACGAGUCCUCCAUGGCAAAACUGGUCAUCCUGGGAGGUAUCCUCUGCAUCGUGGCCGCUGUGGUCUGUGUAAUCCCUGUAAGCUGGUCAGCAGCCGUCACCAUCUCCGAUUACCAGAAUCCUCUCAUACCGACCACACAGAAGAGGGAGAUAGGAGGCUGCGUAUACAUCGGCUGGGGCACCGCAGUCAUUCUUCUUAUUGGAGGGAUCAUCUUGUGUACCUCUUGUCCACCAAGAGAAGACAUGUACCCAAAUAAUCCAAACAUGUAUCCCUACCAAGGGCCUAUGAUGGGGCCAGCGGGACCCUACAUGCCGGUCAAAACAUAUGCGCCCAGCGUUGUGUAUACAGGGACUGGAACUUAUGUUCCCAACAAGCCAUAUGCGGCUCCAACGUACUCAGCCGUACCAGGACAAUAUCGAUAAGCCACAGACAUUACAUGGAUUCUUGUUGCUGUAAACAAUGUUCCAACCUGAUAACGUUUGUACAGUUGUUUAGUAGCUUUUAUGAAGUUCAUUUUCCUGAUGGUCAGGCUGCGAAGGCCUGCAGAGUGUUUGUUUGUAAAUUUAAGCACAUUAAACAGAUUAAAAGGCUGAUUCAUAUGUAGGUUUGUGCUCUGAUGUUAUUGUGCUCAUUUUCAUUGUUGCUAGCUGUAAAAAAUGCUUUUGGUGGAAAAGGUGUUCUCUCCCAGACUGGGGGCAUCAUUUGUCAAUAAAGAACAUUUUGCAUUAUAA
Pygocentrus nattereri (red-bellied piranha) is the source of this 1157-nucleotide messenger RNA. It is a transcript of the gene cldnf, whose product is annotated as claudin f. Bases 99 to 848 code for a protein of 249 amino acids. The record is from RefSeq and is a predicted model, not a curated record. Gene Ontology annotation, biological process: cell adhesion; bicellular tight junction assembly. The transcript has a single exon. Gene Ontology annotation, molecular function: structural molecule activity. Gene Ontology annotation, cellular component: bicellular tight junction; plasma membrane. Lineage: Eukaryota; Metazoa; Chordata; Actinopteri; Characiformes; Serrasalmidae.